Molecule: messenger RNA, 3108 nt
Organism: Arabidopsis thaliana (thale cress)
Lineage: Eukaryota; Viridiplantae; Streptophyta; Magnoliopsida; Brassicales; Brassicaceae
Product: cysteine/histidine-rich C1 domain protein
Exons: 1
Coding region: 10-3057 (1015 amino acids)
Source: RefSeq, marked reviewed
UCGGAGCUCAUGAUAUCUCUUAUUUCUCAAAUGUUAACCAUCUCAUUCUCCGGGGAUGACUCACCACAGAUGCAUUCAAAGUACAUAAGACUUGCUUGUCAACUAAUCUCUUUGGUCAACUCUCUGGAUUUGGAUUCGCAGUCAGAGCCUAAGUCGAAGAUCAUAUCGCUCAUAAAGCAAAUAAUCUCUGUCAGCAACUCUGUUUCAGGACCAGGACCAGAGUGCGAGUUGGUAUCACUGGUGACUAAAAUGAUCUCUAUCAUCAGCUCUACAUAUUUUGAUCUCAAGCAGUCAGAGCCGGAGCUUAUAUCACUUACCGCUCAAAUAUUCUCUAUCCUCCUAGCAAUGGACCAGCGCUCGGAGCUCUUAACACUCCUUUCUCAGCUAGGCCGUCUCGUCCAGACGGAGGAACUGAAGAUCACCAAUAACCAACAAGUACCUCUCACCGAAGAAACAGAUGUUUUCGACGGCUACACAGAGGUUACGAAUUGGGAGUCGGAGCUCAUUUUAUAUAUCAUUUCUCAAAUGGUAUCUUUAAUAAGAGGUGAGGAUAUGUGUCUAGAGCUGGCAACAGAUCUCACAGGAUACGUUACUCAACUUAUCCCUCUCAUCAAAUCUUUAAAUCUGGAUUCGAAUCCGGAGUCGGAGCAAGAGCCGAAGAUCACAUCACUCAUUAGGCAAAUAAUCUCUCUCAGAAACACGUAUGUUUCUGGACCAGAGUCGCAGUUGGUAUCACUCGUGACUCGGAUUAUAUCUAUCAUCAGCUCUACAGACUUGGAUCCCACGGAAUCACAAUGGAGGCUCACGUCAGUCACUUAUAAAACAUGCCGUAUCCUCAACGAAAUGAAGGAUUCGAAUUCGGAGAUGGCAUCACUCAUUAAUCAAAUACACGAUCUCGUUGAUGCAGAUGAGAGACGAAAGCCAGAGUCGAGGCUCAUAUCACGCAUCACUCAACUAAUGUCUCUCACAAACUCUUGGAGUUAUACUUCAGAUAGGGAUUCCAAGAUCAUAUCUCUCAUUAUUCGAAUAAUCGAUCUGGUCAAAUCGAUGGAUUUGGAUUCGAAGACGAAGCCGAAGUCGAAGCUAAUGUCACUCAUUACUCAAACAAUCUCUGUUUACAACUCUAUGGAUUUGGAUUCUCAGCCGAAGCCGCUAAGGAAGCUCAUAUCACUUGUUUCUCACUGUCUUCAUAACGUUAGGCCUACAGAUUCGGACUCAGACUCAGAUGGGAAUUACGUGUCACACGUUGAAGAUUCAUUGAAUCACGAGCCGGAGCUGGAGCUCAUUUCACUCAUCCAUCAGAUAGGCUCCCUCGUCAUUUCUAUGAAUCCAAAAUGGAAGAAGCUUAUUUCCUUCUGCCCUAUAUUUGAAGUAAGUUUGAAUCAUGGUAAAUUUCAAGUGAGCCAGGAACUCACCUGCAGAAGCAAUCGGUUAUACUAUAUCCCUAUGAAGUGGGAUUGUCUCCAGGUCAACUGGAAUUUACUAAAGUUACCAGGAGAAAAUGACUUCACUCAUUUUCGAUGUCGAGGUUGCAAUGGUGAGAACCAUAAAGGUUAUGAACAGGCUCCGGUUGAUGUCAAACACCCUCUUCAUCCAAAACAUUCUCUUCAGCUUGUUUCGUCGCAACCUUCUAGUGUUAGAACGAGGGAAUGUUAUUGCUGUGAUGAAGAUCUUGCCCAUAUAUUCUAUUGUUGUUUGGCUUGCAAUUAUGCUAUGAAUGUAGCUUGUGUGAAGAAACCUAGUGUCUUAUAUAGAGACUAUACGAGGUGGCAUGAGCAUAAACUUGCUCUGUUUCCAAGACUGCAGGCUUCCAGCUUAACUUGCAACCUAUGUGCCUUGGCUGAUUCUAGCUCGCCUAUCUAUAUGUGUCCCCCUUGCGACUUUGUCGUCCAUCAAAGGUGUACCGGCUUACCACGUGUUAUAAGGAUUUCCCGCCAUCUCCACCGUAUAUCAUUUACCUACUCCUUUGACCAAGGAGAUUUGUGUUGUAGUGUUUGUCGCAGAAAGAUAGACAAUGAUUACGGGGGCUAUUCUUGCAUCAAGGACGGUUGUUCAUAUGCGGCUCAUUCAAGAUGUGCAACACAAAGAAAUGUGUGGGAUGGCAUCGAACUUGAGGGAAAGCCAGAAGAAGUUGAAGAAGAAGUCGUUGAACCGUUUGUGACAAUAAGCCAUGGAAUCAUACAACAUUUUAGUCACCCACAACAUCAUUUGAAACUUGACGAGAACACGAGCAAAGAUUACGACGAGGAUAAGUUAUGUCAAGCAUGCAUCAUGCCAAUCUACUUCGGUAACUUCUACUCUUGUGUGCAAUGUGAUUAUAUACUCCACGACGAAUGUGCGAGUUUCCCUCGCAAAAUGCAUCAUCCGAUACAUCCACAUCUGCUCACUUUAGUGAACUCUGAUGGUGUUAUCAACGUUAGAAAGAAAUGUUCAGCUUGUCCUUGGAUGUGCACAACUGGUUUCUUCUAUGAGUGCAGUAAAGAAGAUUUCCAGCUACAUGUGCAGUGUGCCAACGUUUCUGAGCCACUAGUCCAUGAAAGUCAUAUGCAUCCUUUAUUCCUAACAACCAAACCAGAAGAGUGGAGAGUAUGUUCCGCUUGCAAAGAGUCAGAUUGUACUGUGACAAAUGAAACAUUCAACUCCAUAGAGUGUGAUUUUGCUUUGUGCUUUAGAUGUGCUACUUUACCUCAAAAGUUGAGGUAUAAGCAUGACAAGCAUACGCUCACUCUUUCGUAUGGCGAGGAGACAAGUACCAUGCCAUCUUGGUGUGAAAUUUGCGAGAGAAAUAUAAAUCCACAGGAGCGAUUUUAUAUGUGUGAUGAGUACUGUUGUGUCACCCUACAUAUUGAAUGUAUGCUUGGGGUGGCUUUAUACAUCAAGCCUGGUUCAUCGUGGAUCAGCUUCAACAAUAAAAAGAUGUAUGCUCUGGCCAACAAUCAUCAUAUGUCUCGACCUCUUUGCUUCAUUUGCAAGGAGCGUUGUCCCCACAAAAUAGUUUUCAAGUACGAUGAAGUUAUAUUUUGUUCCCAAAAGUGCAGGGGGAAAUAUAGGUACUAGAAGAGUGAACAAGUAGCUUGAUGAUCAUUACUAAUUUGUUUUUUGCGAGUA